CAGAAACGAAUAGAAGGUGGACGUAAGAUUAGCUCCUCUGACUGAACACGAGUUACUCAUUUUACAGAAAAUACUGUUAUAACUAACAAUAACUACAAAGAGUAUAGGUACCAAUCUGAAUGCAUAGCAGACUCCCUGUGUUCAGACAUUAAGGAAACUGCUGAGGUUGAUUUCUACUUUUUUUUUCUGGCAUGAUCGGUAACGAUAGCUAGCAGCAGCAGUCGCUCUUCGCCGCAACUAGCCACUCUGACACUUUAAAAGGAACUGCCCGUCCACCUGUUUUCUUACAGACAUGCCUAUUCAGUUGACUAGUCAGGCGUACUGUAAAAUGCUUUUACAUACUGCCAAAUAUCCUCACUGUGCUGUGAAUGGCUUGCUGGUGGCAGAAAAGACAAAAGGGAAAAAGAAAGACGGUCACAGUGGUCCAGUUUUGUGCGUGGACUGUGUUCCUCUUUUCCACGGUACUCUUGCUCUGGCACCAAUGCUGGAAGUAGCUUUGACACUGAUUGAUACUUGGUGUAAAGAAAACAACUACAUCAUUGUCGGAUAUUAUCAAGCCAAUGAGCAGACAAAGGACUCAAGACCAAAUCAGGUUGCUCAAAAAGUCGCUUCCAGGAUUUCGGAGAACUUCAGUGAAGCCGCUAUUGUUAUGGUGGACAGCAGCAGGUUGACAAUGAGCUGCUUUGAGCCCAUUGUGUUUAUCCACGAUCACCAUGAAAACAAGUGGAAAGUCAGAGAAGUCACAACGGACGCUUUUGAGGAUUGGAGCGAAGCACAGAAGAUCACGUCUGCCCUGCUGGUGGGCAGGUCCUAUGAGAACUUGAUUGACUUUGACAACCACUUGGAUGAUCUAAGGAAUGACUGGACCAACCCUACCAUUAACAAAUCGGUCCUGGAUCUCUGUUAAGACUUUCAGUGCAAAUCUUUGGAGUUCCGCUUGAAAUUUUGCAUCCAUUUCUACUCGCAUGAUGCUACAUUAAAAACCUCCUGCACUGAAAGAAUUGGUGGAGCACUGAUCUUUCAGACUGAAGUCUCUCAACUGCAGCCGCCACACAUGCACAGUUGGCCUCGGUCCACCUUUACAAGGUGAUGCUGAGGGGAUAAAGGUUAUUUGUUCUUAAAUGAAAUAUUUCCGUUAUUUUGGUUUUGUGAAAUUGGUUCUACAGAUGCGUGCAAAAGAUCUAGAAUGUUUUGACUUUUGUAAAUUGAAAAGGUAGUAGCCAUACUGAAAUCAAGUUCUAACUUAUUAAUAAAGCAUUUGUAAUAAUUUCUAAUUUAAGGUGUGAGAAUAAAACUAUAGCGAUGACUUCUAAUUGUUAUUUUUUUAAGGUUUAAAACAAAAUUCACAUGUAAAUGUACCCUGAUGCUGGAAAAACCUACACUGACCUACUUUAUUGCUUCAUGCUAACAAACUUUCUUAUUUAUAACUUUCCACAAUGUUUUUGGAUGUUAGUUUUGGCUACAGAUAGGUUUAAAUUUACCGUACUUUUUAAAAUGUCUUAAAUGUAUCAGGUCAUUAGAAUGUGUGGAUUUUGUUUUUCACUAGAUGCUUGUUUGAAUAACUUGCUUACAGGUGUGUGUUCUUAAUUGACUUCUAAAUCACUUAAAUAUUGGAAUUAGAUAAAGAUUUUGACAUUAUAGAGCUGCCUUCGUAUUGGAUAAAACUGUCCAGAAUUAACUUUAAAUUUGUUUAAAAACUUGGCAUUUUUACAGAACCUUUAUGAACUGAAUGUAAAAUGAAAUUGGUUUCUUAAAGUGUCAAGAUACUUGCUGAAGUUUUUUUUUUUUCAUUUGUGAAAUAAAUUUGCAGUCUUUUAUUCAA
This is a messenger RNA of Xiphophorus couchianus (Monterrey platyfish), 1822 nucleotides long. It is a transcript of the gene emc8, whose product is annotated as ER membrane protein complex subunit 8. Lineage: Eukaryota; Metazoa; Chordata; Actinopteri; Cyprinodontiformes; Poeciliidae. The coding region runs from base 293 to 907 and encodes 204 amino acids. The transcript has 5 exons. The record is from RefSeq and is a predicted model, not a curated record. Gene Ontology annotation, cellular component: EMC complex.